AACAUAUUGUGAUACACGUUACGUUACAUAUGUUCCCACUUGUGUCAGUAGUGCCGACUUCUGAAGAUCAUCUUGAUGACGAGCUCUUUGCGACUAUGAUGUUUGCUUAUUGUUAAAGUUCACAUUGAUAAUAACAAUUAACAAGCAUAGCAUUCUACACGCGUCCCUGUCAGCUGUGCCAUCUGUGGAGCUAAAGACUGUUUUCAAUGUUUUCAAGGGGUACGGUGUAUGCCGAUCUGUUGCUGCUGCUGUGAAUCUCUCAAAGUAGUUGCACUGAUCAUAAUAUGUUGCGAUUCGACUGCUGUGUGUUGUGUUAAAAGUGGUGACAGGUGGAUCCACAUGAAGUCAAUAACAAUGCAAAAAGUAGCAGCAACGAAAGCACAAAACUACAAGAAAACGACAACUCCAGACACCCAUCGACUUCUUCAUGACAACAAUGAAGUUCAACAUGAAACACUGGCAGGGCUCCGUCAUAUCUGACCAAUACUGUAACAUGCGAGGGGGAAACACUGACAUACCAACAGAAAGCAAAAACAACAACUCACAAAUGAUACAAUUGAAAACUUUAAAAAAGGACACAAUCGGAACAUGGAAGUCGAUUGGGGUUAACUCUUUCCCAUUUGUCAACUGGCAACGUUACCAUUUGUCUUUGACCUUUUCUCAAUCCUUGUGCGUAUAGCGGCUGAGCAGGUGAACUUUCCUCAUGACCAAACAAGUAAAGAACUGCAUACCGUAUCUAUGUACAUCCCAGCAUACUUCUCUCCUUGCAUUUUGUCAUAUACAUUUAGCGUAUGAAGCGAAAGUAACUAUAUUUUGUUGGACAAUAACUGUGUGAAAGCAAUGUACAAUCAAUCUGAUACACUUUAGUCCUGUGAAUACUCUCCAUGUGCUAAGGAAUUAUCACCACUAGGUGGCAAUGUCAUCCCAGUUUCCUGGGAUGAGCAUUCGGUGGUCCUGCCCCUUCUGGAAUGGUUUUGUUCAAGUCAUCAGAGGAGACGGAACCUUCACGAGAGACGGAUGUUGCUGUCGUUUCAUUCCUGUUUUGCCUUCGGUUUUGGGAUGAAUUCAAGAUACAUAUUGUGUCCGUUUGGAGGUUUCAAUCUUCUGUGGAAUUAGGACUCGAGUGCUGUAAUCCAAGCUGGGAGGAUGGGAGCAGCAGGACAAAGGCGAGGACUCUGUCUCUGCGUCAUAUUGGUUUGUUUGGAGCAGGUUGCAGCACAGAUCAAAUAUUCCAUCGCGGAGGAAGUCAAAGUGGGAACCGUGGUGGGAAACGUGGCCAGGGAUCUGGGACUGGACGUGGGCUCGUUGGCGGAGAGACGUUUUCGCAUUGUUUCAGGCUCAGAGGGGGCUCAGUUUGAGGUAAAUGCAAACAAUGGCGUUCUCUUUGUGCGGAAAAGCGUCGACCGAGAGGAGCUCUGUGAGGGCGUCUCGCCGUGUUUAGUGAGGCUGAAAUUAGUCGCAGAGAAUCCCAUGGAAAUACAUCACGUGGGCGUAGAAAUUUUAGAUAUUAAUGACAAUUCGCCCACUUUUCAAGAGGUAGAGAAGAUUUUUGAAAUCUCAGAGUCUACGCCUAUUGGAAAACACUUCCAAUUACCAAUCGCACAUGAUCCAGAUGGUGUUGUCAAUACGGUGCGUGCGUACAAAUUAAACACAAAUGAAUAUUUUAAUUUACAAAUUCGAGAGAUAGGAGAUGACAAGAUACCCUUUUUAGUCAUACAAAAGUCUUUAGACCGAGAAAAACACGCUGAGCACAGACUUGUUCUCACUGCAUUUGACGGUGGAAAUCCACCAAGAUCUGGAAGUCUUAAUGUCACCGUUAUCGUGCUUGACGCUAAUGAUAACCACCCGACAUUUAAACAAGAGUUGCAUUCCAUCACUUUGUCGGAAAAUGUCAAAUUGGGCACAAGCGUUAUCAAGGUGGAAGCAACUGACCCGGACGAAGGAUUAAACGGCGAAGUUGAAUAUUAUUUUGGUGGAGAACUUGACUCUGAAAUCUAUGAAAUGUUCAGUUUGGAUAAAAACACGGGUGAAAUAAGAGUAAAAGGUCAAAUUGAUUUUGAGAAGGUUGACGUUUACAAAUUAGACGUCCAUGCUACCGAUAAAGGACACCCUCCUACGACAACCGAUUGCAGGGUGAUCAUUAAAAUCGUUGACGAAAACGACAACCAGCCCGAAAUCGACGUGACAUCUUUGUCAAAAACCGUAGCGGAAGAUUCCAAACCUGGGACUGUCGUUUCUCUUAUAAGCGUCACAGACAAAGACGUCGGACUGAACGGCAAAGUCAUAUGUAGUCUUUCACAAAAUGUCCCAUUCGAACUAAAACCUUCCUUUCAGGAUAACAUGUACUCGUUGGUUCUGAAAGACAGACUGGAUCGAGAAUUAGUGUCGGAUUAUGACAUCACAAUCACAGCGACAGACUGCGGUCAACCUCCUCUGUCCACUUUUCAAAUUCUGCACGUGGACGUGUCAGACGUUAACGAUAAUAUUCCAACAUUCUCGCACGAUCCAAUCCAACUUUAUUUGCCGGAAAAUAACGUGCCGGGGAACUCCAUCUUUUCCGUCACCGCAUUCGAUAAAGACCUGAAUGAAAACGCAGCGCUGACGUAUCACAUUAAGAGAGGACAAGGAAGUCAAGUGGACAUGUCAACAUUUUUAAGCAUCAACCCUGAGAACGGCGACAUAUCGGCGCUGAAGAGUUUUGACUUUGAGACGCUGAAAAGCUUCCAGUUCCAGGUGUCGGCCACCGACGGCGGAAGUCCUCCGCUGAGCGGCAACGUGACAGUGAAGGUGUUCAUUCUGGAUCAGAACGACAACGCUCCGGUCAUCCUGUAUCCGCUCAGCUCCAACGGUUCCGCCCGAGGCGCGAGGAGAUUCCCCGCAAUGCCAAAGCGGGAGACUCGGUGACUAAAGUCCGAGCCUACGACGCCGAUACGGGAUAUAACGGCUGGUUACUGUUUUCGCUGCGGCCGCUCGGCGAGCGCGCUCUCUUUUCUUUGGACCGCUAUACGGGCCAGAUCAGAACACUUCGCCCGUUCACGGAGACGGA
Molecule: messenger RNA, 3046 nt
Organism: Phyllopteryx taeniolatus (common seadragon)
Lineage: Eukaryota; Metazoa; Chordata; Actinopteri; Syngnathiformes; Syngnathidae
Product: protocadherin gamma-A11-like
Exons: 1
Coding region: 1147-2904 (585 amino acids)
Biological process (GO): homophilic cell-cell adhesion
Cellular component (GO): plasma membrane
Molecular function (GO): calcium ion binding
Source: RefSeq, a predicted model, not a curated record